Molecule: messenger RNA, 722 nt
Organism: Orussus abietinus
Lineage: Eukaryota; Metazoa; Arthropoda; Insecta; Hymenoptera; Orussidae
Gene: Spase25
Product: probable signal peptidase complex subunit 2
Exons: 3
Coding region: 125-694 (189 amino acids)
Biological process (GO): protein targeting to ER
Cellular component (GO): signal peptidase complex; membrane
Source: RefSeq, a predicted model, not a curated record
UUCCCUGCUGCACUUUUAUUUUAUCUAUGUUUAUAACUGGUACGCGUGGACAAAAGGCUGUUUGUCGUUACGUCUUUAUUUGAAAGUGGAGGGUAGUUGGAAAUUGUUGCAAAUUGUGCAAGAGAUGUCGUCGAAGGAUCCGAAGGUCAUUAAGGUUAAUAAGUGGGACGGUGCAGCAGUGAAAAAUGCUAUAGAUGAUUCUGUGAAAGACGUUCUGAUUCAAAAAUAUAACAAUACGGAAGUAUUCGCAUUACUUGAUGGUAGAUUAGCAUUGUGCGCCGUAGCGGUGGCAGUGGCUGGGUUUGCCUUGCUAUGGGAUUAUGUUUAUCCAUUCCCGACAUCGAGACCAGUUUUAAUUGGCUGUGUUUCAACAUAUUUUAUAGUCAUGGGACUUCUAACCCUUUAUACGUCAUAUAAGGAAAAAGGGAUAUUUGUUGUGGCUAUUCAAAAGGAUCCUGCUGGAUUUAGUCCAAACCUCAUCUGGGAGGCAAGCUCGUACCUAAAGAAAUAUGAUGACCGAUAUAAUCUAGUAUUAUCUGUUAGAACUGAAAAUUCUGGAAGUAUAAGUGAAACCUCUACUUACCAAUCAGUUGCUAACUUUAUCGACGAAGAUGGUGUGGUUAUACAGGAAUUAGUGGAAGCUGUUGUGACAAACAUGUAUAAUAGCUUAACUAGUAAUCGUAAAGAUAAAUAGCAUUAAUAAAUUCAUACAUGUAUUGCAA